CCGAGAUCUUCGAUAUAAAUCGCAACUUGCGAUUGUCUUCUUUCUGUUCCUUGGCGAGGCAUUCACGACGAAUGUCUACUCAUCUACCAAUAUCUGCAAGGACAGUCAUUCGAGCUUUAUGCUUUGACAUAUUUUCAACGCCAUUGAAACAAGCUUAUUGCACCUAGUCAACAUUUUGGAGGACUUUUAUUACAUUUACGAAUCAGGUGAUUCGGAUUUUCAAUGAGCCAACCUCAACGGGGACCGCCAGGCUUUGGUGGUGGUCCCGGCGGACAGGGCUAUGGGGGACCAGGAUCUGUUCGGCGGGCGAGGGAGAUGCUAGAGAGUGGAAUGAUUAGAGAAGCUCGAAUACAGGCAGUCGAGCCGGAAGGAGAGCAAGGAAAUUGGGGGAUCACAAGAGGAAACUCGAAGCGCAAUAUCGUCGCCGCCCUUCGAGGUAAUCAGAAGCCGUCACUUACGAUAUCAAAACCAACGCCAAUUCCGCAAUGGCCGCUCCGAGAUGAGGCGGAUUCGCAGCAGGGAGCGGCAAAUUUCUCAGGAAGUGCGUUCACAUCCAAGGGACCGCCGCCUCAACGACCGCGACGGCCGAGCGACGUACCGUCUCUGCUCGAUUCUUCUAAAGUUCAGGGAACUACGCCAAAUUUUGCCUACCGCGAACCCCAAGCCAUUCGUUCUCCCCAGUAUGACAGCCGUGGUCAAGAAUUGGAAGUGGAGCCCAUGGAGGCCUACCUCAGUCCUCCCAGUACUGGCAAGACCCCCCGUGUAUCUGCCGAGUCUGAUACGUUAGGGGCUCUUCCACCAGUCGGUCCGAUUCCUGACUUUCCUCUCCCCGGAAUGAAAUUGCCUCCUGCGCCUUCUCAGCGGCUCGAAGAGUCGUUGUCAGAACGGUCACUACGGGGUCCAUCCUUUCCAUUCUCCACAACAUCUUAUAUCUCAACAAUCCCGGAGGAAUCAGAGGCCUCCACGAGGAACGCAAAUUCUUUUGCUUCUAGCAUGGCCAUCCCACCUAGUUGGGGCUCUGAGCGUCCUGAGUCAGACGUUCUGGGAGUGACUUCACCUGCAUCAACAGCAACAGAUUCGCUUGACUUGAGGACCCCCACGUCCAACAUUGAAGGAGAAUCCGGACUGGUACGCCAGGCAAGUAUUGGCAAGAGAGGAAAGCCCUUCUUGCGUACAAUAAAUCGAUCCGGAAGCGGUGAAUCUAUGCCACAGGUCAGACAGACCGGCAUUGCUCUCGGAAGUCCUUCUGUGGAUGGCAGCCCGGCUAUCACACCUGGUGCCAGAGUCUCGUAUGCACGUCCUAGUCCAGGUGUUCAGAUCGCCCAGCCUGACACACCCGGCGAUACGCGGCUAGACCUGGAUUCUUCAGAUACCGCCAGCUCUGGUGACAACAGAUUUCCAUAUUCGCCUUCAGAUGCGGAUGCUCCAGGGGUCAGGGCUAUCAGCCCCGCUGAUAUGUCUUCAUAUUCGCGCUCGGGCCUGGGUGUCCCAGACGUCUCUAGAUAUCCAUCAGACGUAUCUGGAUUUGAUGCGCCCUUCAUGCUAGAUCAGUCGCGGCGGACAUUGUCUGCAUCCAUUCGCAGACCGGACGCUACCAGAGACGCAGAUAUGGCCGAUAUGCGAAGCCCUGGAGAAGGAAUGAGUUCGAAGAGGCCGGAGGUCCGUAGGCCACCUCGCCUCAAUAUCAACGCUGUGCGAGACGCGGAAGCACGAGGGAGUUUGACUAGUCUGCCUGAUCUCAUCAGACGUGCCACUAGGGUCGCAUCGAAUCUCGAGCGCGGAAAGACGGCAAGUAGGCUGGGAAUAAUGGACUUCCUAAAUAAUAGCCAGGAGAAGUUUGACAUUACCCGUUCUCCAGCAGCAGCUAGCGAUCGCCGUGCAUCAGAAGCCAUCUCCGGUAUCCUAUCUGCUUUUCCUCCCCCAGGAAUCACGCCGAAAGCUACACCGAGAUUUACAGAGGGGGCCACACCGAAUGCAACCCAGCGCAGCUCCUGGCCACUUCCUCAAACCAUGUCCGACUCGCGGAAUAUUCAGACGAGUGGUUCUGAUCAGGGGUUGACUGGACAGGACUCUGCUUCGAAAAAGCGACGCUGCUGUGGGAUUUCUCGUCGGGUCUUUCUGGUCAUCAGUGUUGUCGUGUUCUUGCUGAUUGCGGCUGCCGUUGUUAUCCCAGUCGUCGUUGUACUUACUCGCCAGAAGGAUACGACUCAGCCAGCCCCUACGGUAACACCGACUACGACUCCUGCUCCGCAGACUUUCGAGUGCUCCAAUGGAGGUGUCACCAUUCAUAACGGUGGGAACUUCAGUUGUGUUUGCGCCAAUGGGUUUACUGGCACACAUUGUACAGUCGCUGGGGACGGCAGCUGUAUCACCGCGGCAGUGGGAGGCUCACAGAAAGCUACACUAGGUAGUGACCUACCGCGGCUUCUCCGGCAAUCAGAAUCCAAUUUCAGCAUUCCUCUUGAUAGCACGCGGAUCCUGAGCUUGUUCAGCUCGAACAAUGUUUCUUGUACAACUGAAAACGCUCUGGUGACGUUUGGCAUGUCUAGCCAGAAACGCCGAUCAUUCGACAGCCAACUGGAAGAAUCAGUCUUUCUGCGCCCGAGGACCAACUCUCCUGAUUCUCCAAGUUCAGACGUUGGCGAUAUAAUGGUGGAUCCGAGUGCAAAGCCGAGCAAGUCGGAAACCGACACGGCAGCUACAUCAACGACAAGCGCUGCACCGGGAACGACCACAUUACCCGCGGCCCAGAUCCAGCAUAUUCUCGAUUUCUCUCGGAUUGCCAUCCUGUAUAUCUUCGAGACGACUACCACGAUAGGCGCGGCCAUUGAGGCCCAGGAGGAUAUCCAGGCGUUCCUGACUGGCAUGCCCACUUCAAACAAUACCAUGGGCCUUGACGGGGCAAAAAUGGCGCCGGGUUUCGUUUUAGAUUUUGAGAAAUUUACGAUCACGCUGGCGAACGGGACAGUGGUUGGUGGUGGCACGGGGACUGACACGGGGGGUAAUAGUUAAAAAGAGAGCACUCCCGACUUGACUGCUUUCUGCUAAAGUCUAAUAUCGAUGCAUAUAUAAUGCGACAAGAGAUUCUUGUUAUUCCUUUGGCCUGUUUGUGACUAUUCUACGUUG
This is a messenger RNA of Paecilomyces variotii, 3126 nucleotides long. RefSeq lists its product as hypothetical. The coding region runs from base 223 to 3012 and encodes 929 amino acids. The transcript is spliced from 2 exons. Lineage: Eukaryota; Fungi; Ascomycota; Eurotiomycetes; Eurotiales; Thermoascaceae. The record is from RefSeq and is a predicted model, not a curated record.